AUGACCUACAACCAACAGAGGAACGAGGCACUUCAACGCCUGGGCAUUGAACAAUUGCCUACGCUCUACGCACCGCCGGAGCACAUCGACACUUGCCCGCUCUUUGAGCAAAGCCUCCCGGUUCGACAAAUGCCUGUAAGUCAAGUAGUCUGGCAACAUCUCAUGUCUUCGCUCUGAUUGGCAAUGUAGGUGCCAGGCCGUCGUUGCCCAAGCUGCCUUGCGCAAGGCAAGACGCAGUGGGUCAUCCCCGGAAAGAGAUGUCCCAAGUGCGGCACCGAGGUCAACUAG
Messenger RNA from Lecanosticta acicola, 288 nucleotides. Lineage: Eukaryota; Fungi; Ascomycota; Dothideomycetes; Mycosphaerellales; Mycosphaerellaceae. The record is from the annotation of a GenBank genome assembly.